CUAGGCGUCACUACUUUGGCCGCGUGAUUCUCCUACACUCUCCCGCCUGUACAUUAUGAUCGAGCCCAUUGCUAGUACUACUCACGCAGUUCCAACUUUUAUUUCGUCUCGUUCUGCCGAUGUUAUCCUGUCCGACAUUCGUCCUACUAAAUUAACUCCCGACGCUCUCAACUCCAUCAAUGCCCUACUAGACGAGUUACUCUAUAGCAUACUUAAUGCAGCUCGGUCGUUCAACCCUUCCCGACUGAGGACCGCAAUGCACAAAGUUCUACCAACCACCCUGGGCAAGGAAGCUAUACUUGAGGCUGAGAUGGAACUUAGAGCGUACUAUCAGCGUACAGUUACCGCUGUGGGUUCGGGCUCGUCGAGCGAGGAUGGCGUUUUCAAUCUGCAGUGGGCAUCUGAGCUUUUAAGACUUAAAUGCGAAGCAUAUUCGACUUUAAGCGACACAGACGAGAAUUCAGACGCCGAAAGUCACCUCAAGGAACGUAUGCUUGCAGAUGGUGUCCCUCCUCCCAAGCAGGAAGUCCUUUCACCAGCCUCACUCUAUCUAACUGCCGUCAUCGAGUCCAUAUGCGAGCACAUUCUGUCAAACGUGGGACGUGUCGCAUCACGAGAUAGUAGCCGAGCAACAGCUAACUCUCAAGAUUUAUUCAUCGCACUUUGCGAAGACAGUACGAUAUAUGGUUUUUUCAAGAACAUGAAGGUCUACGGACAAAUUGAGACAUUGUCAAAAUUGCCGAAACCGAGACGGAGUAAAUCUUUCACCCGAGAAAAGUUGUCGGGUGCGACGUCUUCGGCGUCCUCUCGCGAGGGUGAUGUAUCCCGAAAGGAGAGCUCACGCCAUCGCAUGUCAUCAGAAUCGUCUAAUAUCGGACCCGCCAUGGUUGCGGGCUCCAAUCAUCACUCUGCGAGAUCAUCUAUCGACAAGGCACGCGCGAUUAAAAUAUUUAGUGGCAACAGCAAUAGAGGAUCAAAUGACCAUCCAAAUGGAACUGACUCUGUAGUUGGUCAUAGGAAGACAGAUUCGUUAGUGAGCGCGAAUGCGAAACAAUCCUUCCAUAGUGGGGACAGGUCUCCCAUUUCGCCGACAUUUUCCGAGGAUCGAUCACAAGAAUUCGAUGACAUGAUGCGAUCAGGGUCAACCAUGAAGGUUUCGCUCACCCCGGAUAGGCUGCGGACGAUGGAGGCUCUUAACAAAGAGAAGGCACGCUUCAACGGUAGGAAAACCUCCCUCCAAUCAUCCCACAAGGACUCUAUCUCGUCCGAAGUAUUACUAGCGCCCACUGCGCCCGACCAACCAAAGCGGACGACGAGACCAUCCUUGCAGCACGUUGAUUCUAUUCACGAGGACGACGAAAUACAGCCCAUAGCGAAACCCCCUCCAACGUCACGCCCUCGACAGCUCAGUGCCGCUACUGCUUCAGGAUAUAGUCCACCCUCUUCCACUCGCGCUCGCUCUGCCUCUUCCGCUGAUCCCAUGGUGCUAAAGCCUACCACAUUCCCACUGCCAAGGCCGCCGCAUUCGAGCCUUGGUUCGUCCCUGAAGCCACCGAAGCCGACACCAAGCAAGGUACAGCAGAGGCAAACAAAGCCCGUCCCUCAUGGAUUGGACGUCAACCAGUCACGACCUCCUCGUACUCGUACCGUCGCGAGAAACCGAGAGUCACUUGAUCUUGAUGAUAUCAUGGGUGGUUCGGAUGAUGAGGAUGAGGCAGAGAAGCUGAAGAGUGCGCCAUGCUAUAAUCCGCAGAGAGGUAUAUCGGCAAGCGCUAGAGAGCUGAUUGACUUUCUCGCCGAGGGCCCACCAGAACCUCCCGCGACUUCCCCAACCAAUAUCAAUUCGGGGUCUUUUUUGACCCCCAAAAAGACUGGUCGCCUGCAGCGCAUGAUCUCUAAGAUCACCCUCAACGGCAACGAGAAGGUUCGUUCCGACAAUGAAUCUGGCAAAAGCUCUCCCCGGAGGGCAGACGCUCCUACCCCUCUUCUACCCAACAAGUCCCUGACAAAUCUCAGCUCCCUCGCGAACAGACCCGUUCCGCCUCGAUAUCCCACCGACUUGCCCUCCGCUACAUCAUCAGAGUCUCGCACCUCUGUUGAUAAUGCACUCUCAGAUCAUCGGGUUCGGAAACAGUCUCUUUCACGCAAGCCGGUGCCCCCAUUCGAUCCUAAAACAACCUCACCAGAUUCUCUUGUUCCUACGUUGGCUCCCGGCAUGCCUGUGGCGGAUGUUAGUUCCCCUGCACCUCCCGUGCCCACCAGUUUUACAGUCCCAACCACUUCCAAACGUGUAUUUGAACAUGAUUCCGUCAGCAAACGUGGUUCUGGCGAUAGUUCAUCGGCCGUAGCACGCGUGGAAGCCCCUGCUCGUUCGAGCUCAGAGUCAAAAGCGCCUACCGUGCAAGCGCCAGAACGUUCCUCUUCCAGAGUUGUCCUCUCACACCUUGCCAAACGUCCAGCGCAAUUAUCCCCCACUACAUCUUCACCUUCCAUCCCGGCAUCUGUCAUCGAUCAUGCUCAUGAAAUGCGGCGAACGCUAUCGCAUGCAACGAGCGCAACCGAAUGUCGUCUGCUCAUAGAUAUCUUCUUGGCUCGGGCUGGUUUGGUGGCUGAUUCGUCGGAGCUUCAAGUUCUAGUCCCCGCCCCGCUUACCCCUGAAUCUGCUGCGAAGGAGUCUCAGAUGGAGCACGCCAUUGUUGAACUAUUACUGGGUGGCGAUGAAGAGUCUUCAGACCCGCCAGUCCAGUCUGAACUAUCUGAACCAUGAUCCAUGCAAGCCUCACCCGUUUUACGAUUCGAAGCUACUAUGGAUACAGCCUAAUGAUACCCAGCUCUCUUCACUCGAUCUUCCAUAUAGAUCUAACAACUACUCAUUUCUAUUGACCCUCAUUCUCGCUAUU
This is a messenger RNA of Suillus subalutaceus, 2900 nucleotides long. RefSeq lists its product as uncharacterized. Gene Ontology annotation, molecular function: protein heterodimerization activity. Lineage: Eukaryota; Fungi; Basidiomycota; Agaricomycetes; Boletales; Suillaceae. Bases 56 to 2767 code for a protein of 903 amino acids. The transcript has 8 exons. The record is from RefSeq and is a predicted model, not a curated record.